UUCGUAGACUUCCGGGUUUCACAGAACUGGGUUCGCUGCUGAAGCCCUAAAGCAAGUGGCUUUCCUAAACUCACUUUCUCUCGACUCCAGGUUUAAAGAGCAGGAGAUUUUUAGUAUGCAUUUGUGUUUUUUUCGUGUUUAAUCCAACAGUGGAUAUCAUGGAGCUCCGACUCGUCGCUUCGUUAAUGUUAGAUAUUUAGUUUCCAGGUUUGUUUUGUAGCUGGUCAGUGUGUUUAUUAAUAUUACCGGACCACAACCCGCUUUCUUUCAAUGCUGUUGGAGACACAAAUCUCCUGAGUAGCCGCAGAGCUUUUGUGAGCAGAAAUACAGCUGCUAAGACUGAGGUGAUCGCCACCAUUCUUGGAGAAACAACAAUAUGCCUAUUCCUCCACCACCUCCUCCGGGACCUCCACCUCCCCCUACCUUCAGCCAGGCAAACACUACCCCUCCUAAGCUCUCAUCUAGCGAAGCUAAAGGAAGAGGAGCCUUGCUGUCAGACAUAUGCAAAGGGGCCAAGCUGAAAAAAGUCGCAAAUACCAAUGACAGAAGUGCGCCCAUUCUUGAGAAAUCUGGAGGGGGUGGCGGCGGAGGAGGAGGAGGAGGAGGAAGUGGCGGGGGAUUUGGUGGCAGUUCUGGACCAAUGCCAAUGGGAGGCCUGUUUAGUGGAGGAGUGCCUAAACUUCGUCCAGUGGGAGAUGCCAGCGUUGGCAGAUCAGCACUGCGGCCCCCAGGCUCACGGCCUGCUGCACCCCGUCCUUCGAGUCAGCUUGCCAGUGAUGAACGCACCUCACCCCCUCUGCAACCUAAGAAUCCUCGCCCUUCACUACCUGACAUUUCGAAACCCGGUGGCGGUGGAAGUACUCCAAAAGUCAACAGCUCUGCCCCUCCUCCCCCUCCCCCUUUCAUUCGUCGUGGCAAUAACCCCCCUCCCGCCCCCAGUCAGAGCUCUAGCCGCUCUUAUGGGGUAGAGAAGCACCCUCCACCACCGAGUGGGAACAGAGCCCCUCCUCCUCCAUCACCUGCACGUGAUGUCCUGUCAAAACCUACUUCUCGCUCAUCACCUGGGCUCACUUCAUCUCUACCACCUCCUCCUCCUUACCGACAGCCUCCUCCAGUGAGUAAUGGGGAUCCACCCCCUGAGUUGCCACAGAGGCGGAACUCGCUUCACAGGAAGUCCAGUGGAAAUACUCGUAGUCAAGCUCCACCCCCACCACCGCCCCCACCCCAACAAAGCAGCCGACCACCACCACCAGCUCGAGAGCCUCCAGGACGCCGACCAAAUUCCCAUGGUCCCCCCUCUGCAUCCCGGAACGGAACUCGUGAUGCCCCUCCUCCUCCUCCUCCUCCACCAGCCCGCAUACAAAGUGGUAGCGCUCAAAAUUCUUAUGAAAGCCGAGGGAGGCCACCACCACCUUCUUCCGGUCGCCAACCCACAUCACAUCCUCCACCUCCACCUGUGCGCAACGGACACACGUCUGUCUCUAGGACUUUCACUGAUGAGUUUGAGUCCAAGUACUCUUUUCAUCCUGUUGAGGAUCUGCCUCCUCCAGAAGAGUACAGACAAUUCGCAAAGGUCUAUCCCAGUAAAAGCAAUAAAGCUAUGACACGAGGAGCUCCUCCUGCGCCACCUGUUGGGAGAUGAUCUACACUCAAAGAGAAAAUGGCUACACCUUUUGAAUCUAAUCACACACACACACACACACUAUCACAGCUGUAUGCAAAAGAGACCAGAAGCUGUCAAGUGCAAAAUGAAACUUUACCUGACUACCUGAAACAUUCUCAGGUGAAGAGGAUUUAGGCCAUUAGUUAACAAAAAUUAUAUAUGUAUAAAAGAGAGAGAGAGAGAGAAGGUGACCAAACUUUUGCACAUCUGUUUGAAUUAAAUAGUAACUAUGCAUUCCAACAGAGACUUUUCCAUACGUCAAAGAUUAAGUGAAUGUUUAAAGCACACUACACUUGCCUAAACUGCUCCAGCCUGAUGUACCUCUAGACCAGAGAACACUGUGCAGUCUCAUGGUCCUGAUCAAUUCAUAUUUACUAUCUGACUUCACGGAGUGUUAAGAGGACCCAAGCUACAUAUAUAUAUACACACACACACACACACACACACACACAUAUUCCACAUUAUCCGUGUAACAGACACCAUAGUACCAUUUUUGUAGCACUUCUUAAUCAUGAUUAACGCUUUUAGAAAGAAGAAAUAACAAAAGGGAAUCAGUAGACAAUCACUCCAUUAUGAUGUAAGGAUUGACUUGAAUUAAAAAAAAAAAGAAGAAGAAUUACUCUAUCAUAUCCUGUUUUGUCCAGAAGGGACCCAAAGUGUCAUUAUUAGAUGCGAUUUUAUAACUGUUAUUAAAAAAAUAAAUAAAUAAAAAAUCAUGUUGAUUAUCUGGCCAACAUGAUAGAGCUAUACAUUUUUUUUUUAAAUUGUGCAAAUGAUUACUUUAAACUUUAUCUCUGUGUAGUGUAUUAAUGCGUAUGAAUUUCUGAGCGACCUUUCGGUUCGCAGCUGAUGUAGGUUGCCAGAAACCACGCAAAUGCAUCGUUUCUCUCUGUGAAAAGGGAUUUUUUACUGUAAUGAUGCGCAUGUCUUAAACUUAAGCAGAUCUUAACCACUUCUUUAGAACUGACCAAAUACACUAAAGUGCCACUAAGCCCACAGUAUUUACAGGAGGUUCUGCCAUGUUUGUGUGAAAGAACCCGCUUGUGUAUGUGUGGUGCAAACUGUGCUGCUGAAAAUCCAACAGUUUUCUCCGUUCAUUCUCUUGAAUCACUACGAAUGACGUAUGCUUCCAUUCAAUCGGUCACUAAUUUACUGGUACCAAUGCUUUUUUUUUUUUU
Hemibagrus wyckioides is the source of this 2841-nucleotide messenger RNA. It is a transcript of the gene wipf2a, whose product is annotated as WAS/WASL interacting protein family, member 2a. The coding region runs from base 377 to 1642 and encodes 421 amino acids. The record is from RefSeq and is a predicted model, not a curated record. Lineage: Eukaryota; Metazoa; Chordata; Actinopteri; Siluriformes; Bagridae. The transcript has 8 exons. Gene Ontology annotation, molecular function: actin binding.